AAGAACUUGCUCGCGGAGUUCUGCGAGACGUUGCUACAACUUGACUGACCCGGUUCUAUACGUUUCGCAUAUAUUCUAAUAUGAAUCCAGCCAUUUUACUUUUCCUUAUCGCAUACAUCUCAUCUACUCGUGCUUACUACUAUUACGGUCCAUACUCGCAAUACGGGGAAUACGAGCAAUACGACCUAUACCCACCAGACUCAGAUUAUCAGUGGUCACUGCCGGAAGUGGGUCAUGGUGUGACUGUAACCGCAAGAGUUCUUUAUGAUUCUACACUAAAGUCAACAGGCUCAUCGGAAAACGAAGUCACUGAAGAUGAAAAGGCGCCAACUCUUGAGGAUUUUAAGAAACUUUUCGAACAGGUUGAGGCCUUUUUCCACUCUCUGUCAAUAAUGAUUAAAAUCGAAGUAGUAAGUGUUGACCAGAUUGAUGAACUUGGUGUCGAAAAUAAGCCAGGCUCACUGGAUGCGAACGCUACUCUUGAGAAGUUCAAGAGCCAUGUUGCCCCUCAGGAAGACGCAAAUAACACUAUUAACUAUUUGUUUACAAGGAAGCCAUUGUACGUAAAAGAAACUGGAGAGGAGCCGGAGGACAAGUACAUUUACUAUGGCACAUUCGAAACAUUUUGCAGUACAAUGAAGAGUGCUGUUGUCGUGCAUCAUCUCGCUAUGAACGACUCUACAAAUGCUGUAGGAGCAACGGCAUGGAUGUUCGGUCUAACAGGUUAUGACUCUGUCGAGAUGGAUUUCUUCACCUUGCUGUGGGUGUUUCAACACUGCCCGAAAAACACUUGCAUGGAAAAGUGCAAGCAGCAAUGUUGAGCAAAAGGAGCUGAAUGAAGACUCUGGAUGUAUUUACAACCAUCAAUUUAAAACAGAGGAGUAGCAUGGAUAAUAUGAGUCAAUAAAGUGCUUCUUUAUGCA
Molecule: messenger RNA, 923 nt
Organism: Rhipicephalus microplus (southern cattle tick)
Lineage: Eukaryota; Metazoa; Arthropoda; Arachnida; Ixodida; Ixodidae
Source: RefSeq, a predicted model, not a curated record